AUGAAAUAUUAUUAUCAAUUUAAAGCUAUCAUUUCAGGAGCAAAAGCAGUCGGUAAAAAAACUAUCCUAAAAUUAUUGGAUUCUAAAACUGAUCUCAAAACAAUUUAAUUACAUGAUAAAAUGCAAGAAACACUCUUAAUCUAUGAAUUCUAAAAGGAUGAAUCUUACAUACCAGAUGCACUUUGCUUCUUAAUUGUAUGUGAUUAGUCAUCAUAAUCAAUUCAAUUUGCCAAAUCUAAGUAUAUUUUUUAUCUAUCUACAUAGAAUUCAAAUAAUACUUAAAUAACUGAAUUGUUCUUAUUAAUUUCUUGUACUCAUUAAUAACAAAUUAGAUUCCCAAUAACAUCUUUAAGAUGAAUUAGAAAGUUAUUGUGCAUAAAUUAAAUCAAUUUCAUUGCAACUAGUGCCAAAUUAGGAACUAAUAUCGUUCUCCUUCAAAAUCUUCUCAGAAUUAAAGCUUAAUUGAUUAUGAAAAAGUGUCAAAUCUUACCUUUCCCUCUAUAAUCCAAUAGAGAACUAGAAUCUGAAAGCAUCAAUCAUUAAAUUAAAUAAACUACACCUGAUAGAACAUUACCAUAAACACUUUUAUCUUCUCAAAAUAAAGAAAACUAAUCAGAUUACAAAAGUAUUAAGUGU
Molecule: messenger RNA, 636 nt
Organism: Paramecium sonneborni
Lineage: Eukaryota; Ciliophora; Oligohymenophorea; Peniculida; Parameciidae
Source: the annotation of a GenBank genome assembly